AGCUGGAGGGUGAACAGAGGGAGACGGAGAGUCACUGAAAGCGCUGAGCUCGUCCUUCGCUCUCCACUCCUGGUGCUUGCUCCCCCUCACUCCCUCUGCAAGACUGGGAACUUACGAGAUUGCUUUGGACAGAUGUCUUCAGAGCAGGGGGCCAUAGCAACUAAGGGAGUUGGGCAAGAGGAUCGUUUUGCCUUUUGUUUCUUCCAAGUUUCUCUUCCCCCUUCUUCUACCAUCUCAGUUUCGGGUGUUUGUCAGUGAGAAAAGCUUGUGUUGAAAAUAGAAACGUCCUUCUUGCAGUCAUAUUCUCUCUCCCAGAGACUAAGCUGGAGCAGAGGGCAGUGAUGGUAAACGUUUUAGAGGGGACCCUUCCUUAGCUCACCAUUCAGAGGAACGUCUGUUUACAGCCAGCGUUGUUUCAAACAAAACGAAUUCUCAACACGUGAGGAACCUCAAUGGCACGCGUGACCACCCUCCCAGGGGAGCCGUGCAAACUUCCUGUUAAACUGUUGGCACACCUGGUUCAUUUUAGUAAAAACAUCGCUCUGCAUCUUCUCAUCGGUGGUAUUGGAAACCAAUCAGCCGUCAGCGAAAGCAGAGCCGGGCAGCCCUUCACUGGUUCAGAGGACAUAGGAUAGGGGAGAAGAGACAAGGCUCCAGAUCUAGCGAGCUGUGGCCAGCCACCGGAAGGCUCUCAGGCCAGGGGACAUCAUGUCCUCCUUUGAAGAUGCUGACACAGAAGAGACAGUGACGUGUCUCCAGAUGACUGUUUAUCAUCCCGGUCAGCUGCAGAGUGGAAUAUUUAAGUCAAUAAGGUUUUGCAACAAAGAGAAAUUUCCUUCUAUUGAAGUGGUGAAGUUUGGACGGAAUUCCAAUGUCUGUCGGUAUACUUUUCAGGACAAACAGGUUUCCCGAGUUCAGUUUGCUUUACAGCCCUUUAAACAGUUCAACAGCUCAGUUCUCUCAUUUGAGAUUAAAAACAUGAGUAAGAAGACCAGUUUGCUGGUGGACAAUCAGGAGCUCGGCUACCUCAAUAAAAUGGACCUGCCUUACAAGUGCAUGCUCAGGUUUGGAGAGUAUCAGUUCCUGUUGGAGAAGGAAGAUGGAGAGUCAGUGGAAUCUUUUGAGACUCAGUUUAUCUUGUCUCCAAGACCACUCUUGCAAGAAAACAACUGGCCAACACAGAGUCCUGUACCUGAGGAUUCGGGGUAUUCAUCCUACUUCACCCAUAGGACUUCUCCUACAGAAAUGGAUGAAAAUGAAUUGUGAAGAGAGCCCACGCAGAGAAACAUGAAGGAUGGAUGAGGACACAUGGGGAGACCCUUGCGAGACGUCCUACUGCUUAAGAGUUUAUGAGUGUAGUGUAGUACAGAUAUCUGCAUGCUGACUUUGGAUUUAGUAAUAGCAUUCGGAAGUCCAUAUAUAGAUUGUGUUUGUCAUCCACUUAGUCAGCUGUCUGCAUUCCGGAUCUACAAAGAAUUAAGUGUACGUCUGUAAGGGUUAGUGUAUAAAACACACCUUCUGUGUAAUGUUAUUCUCGGUCCUUUUUCUGCUUGGUGACACUCCCAUGCUUUGUUUUGGUAACAGCCAAGCUUGGUCACAUCAUUUCGUAGCAGCCUUUAGUUUUCAAGUUCAGAGCUCAGGCAGAUUGUUCACUGGUGUCUGUGGCAUGUUAAUACUUGUAGAGCUGGAGUCCUGGAAUGAGUUCUUGAGUCUCAUCUGAGUCACUGUGGUUUCAUUAUGGAAAGACUUGAGAAAUAACACCUUGAUUUUCUUUCUA
Molecule: messenger RNA, 1777 nt
Organism: Peromyscus leucopus (white-footed mouse)
Lineage: Eukaryota; Metazoa; Chordata; Mammalia; Rodentia; Cricetidae
Gene: Tifa
Product: TRAF interacting protein with forkhead associated domain
Exons: 3
Coding region: 709-1266 (185 amino acids)
Biological process (GO): canonical NF-kappaB signal transduction
Molecular function (GO): protein binding
Source: RefSeq, a predicted model, not a curated record